Messenger RNA from Saccostrea cuccullata (small rock oyster), 1848 nucleotides. RefSeq names its product cyclin-G1-like. Gene Ontology annotation, cellular component: cyclin-dependent protein kinase holoenzyme complex; nucleus; cytoplasm. The record is from RefSeq and is a predicted model, not a curated record. The transcript has 9 exons. Gene Ontology annotation, molecular function: cyclin-dependent protein serine/threonine kinase regulator activity. Lineage: Eukaryota; Metazoa; Mollusca; Bivalvia; Ostreida; Ostreidae. Gene Ontology annotation, biological process: mitotic cell cycle phase transition; regulation of cyclin-dependent protein serine/threonine kinase activity. Bases 190 to 1293 code for a protein of 367 amino acids.
AUUAGCGCGGAGGGAGAACUACGCCCUUGGAAGCGAACAAAAUUUGUUUUCACCAUCGAGGUCAGAGCUGUCAAAAAAGGAAACUAUGAGCUGCCGUCUGCAAGUGGCACAAUGACAACUGGAGCAGAUGCACAAAUGUUAUCUUGAAGAUAUAGGCUGAGAAAAAGCUUUGCACCUCAGUGAUUAAAAAUGGUCCAAGAAACGGUAAAUCACAGUCGUCGUGCAAUUAAUUUGUUGUUUUGUGAGAAAAUGGGAAAGAGUCAGAAAAAUCAGCUGGGACCUGGGAACCAUGUCCCUUGCAAAGAUUCGACAGAAAAGUGUAUUAAUUUACAGACACGGUUAGGACCAUCAAAAGAGCAUUUGCUUGAAAAACUGAGAGAAAUUGUUAAGCAAUUUCCAGCACCCAAACUGGACAACUCAAUAAGUGUGCAGAGGGAUAAAGCUGUCUCUACUAUACGCUGCCUAACACAUUUUUAUAACUGCAAUUCUUCAACUUAUGCCAUUGCAGUUAGCUGUCUAGACAGAUUUCUAGCAAAAGUCAAGGUCCAGCCAAAGUAUUAUUCUUGCCUUGCAACAGCCUGUUUUUAUCUGUCCAGCAAAUUUCAUGAGGAAAAUGAGGAUGUUCCAUCAGCGACAGAGUUAUCUAACUUGAUGCAGCAUGCCUGGAAGUCCUCCGAUUUGAAGAGAAUGGAGACAGUUGUCAUGCAGAAGCUUGACUGGAAACUGUGGGUUCAGACUUGUCCUUCUCUACUUAAGACUUUGUGUGAUAUAUGUACAACAACCAAGGUGCUAGAUCACCAUUUUCUUUCACAACUUGUCCAAAAGUUUGAGAUUUGCAUCAACUACAGCUCAUGUGCAAUAUACUCUACUGCUUGUUUAGCACUAAGUUUACUUCAACAUGGUCUGAAGGAAAAAGAAUUACUGGAUAAUGCAAUGAACCAGUGUUUAUUUAAUCUUCACAAUGUAUGCCAGGUUUCUGAUGCUGAGCUUUAUGAGUGCCAUGAUGCAGUGUCCCAAGUGCUUGACAACUAUAGAAAUAGUCCCAAGAGUCACCCCUCCUGUCUCCCGAUGCCUAAACCUUUCCUUCGACCCAAUCUCGUGUCCCGUCCUAGCCUCUAUGGAGAUUCUGAGUUACCUGCCAUUGAAGAAGACCCCUCGGUGGAUUUAUUAGUCAGCGAGACUGAAAGUGAUAAUGAAGAGAUAAGAGUCAGCCAUCAGAAGUUUGUGUUUGGAGGCCACAGUUGGAGUACCUGUAUUUUACCUCAGAAGUCUGCAACAUGCAGCCUGGAAUAAAUGUGCAAUAUUCAGCAAAUGAGAGCUUUAUUAGCUCAGAUUGAGCUCAGUAGACAUUUUAUUAUAUUACUGAAAUCAAAAUUAUUUAUUUUUACACAAAUCAAUUAUUUUAUUUUCCACAAUGGCAAGAAAGAACUAAUGCUUGCAGAGACAAAAGUAUUUUAGAUUCAUUAUUUUGUUAUUUAUUAAAUUGUGUGACUGUCUGUUAUUUAAAUAUAAAUUAAUUUUUAGUGUAGUGUGAAUGGAUAAAGGGUUAAGCACUAAAGAACUGCUAUGGUUAGUUCAAAAGUACAAUGUAUAUUGUUUUGUUUUUUUUAUUAAUUUUUAUUUUUAUGUGUGGAUGUGUACAAUUGCAGGGUGGAAAAGUAUAUAUUCAAUCUGGAAAUCCACUGUUGACUAGCCUAAGUAACACAUAUUUUAUUUUAUAUCUAUGUUUUAAUGUGUAUUUGUGUUUUAAUGAGUAUAUUAAAGUGUUGAAUGUGUAGAUAUAUGCGAAAAGAAAAUACACAGUAUAUUUCCUAGAAUUGGUGCAAAUAAAUUUAUUUUUUUGAAGCU